Messenger RNA from Amaranthus tricolor (Joseph's coat), 8674 nucleotides. RefSeq lists its product as uncharacterized. The transcript has a single exon. Lineage: Eukaryota; Viridiplantae; Streptophyta; Magnoliopsida; Caryophyllales; Amaranthaceae. Bases 155 to 547 code for a protein of 130 amino acids. Gene Ontology annotation, cellular component: endoplasmic reticulum; endoplasmic reticulum membrane. The record is from RefSeq and is a predicted model, not a curated record. Gene Ontology annotation, biological process: endoplasmic reticulum to Golgi vesicle-mediated transport; intracellular protein transport.
UCCAACUAACACUUACUAGUUACAAGUUACAACCUACUUUUUCUCAUUCCUUGAACUUUUAAUUUUUCAAUUUUCACCAUCUUCAAACUCCAAAGUUCGAACUUUUCAGUUUUCCCAUCACAAAUUCUCAAUCAGAUCUAGGGUUAGUUCAUCAAUGGCGUUAGAGUGGGUAGUACUCGGCUACGCUGCAGGUGCAGAAGCAAUCAUGGUCCUUCUCUUAACCCUCCCAGGUCUAGACCCUCUUCGCAAGGGUUUGAUCGCUGUUACUCGCAAUCUCUUAAAGCCAUUUCUCUCAAUUGUUCCCUUUUGCUUGUUCUUACUCAUGGAUAUCUACUGGAAGUACGAAACUCGACCUAGUUGCGAAGCUGAUUCUUGUACACCUACCGAAUUCCUUCGUCACGAGAAAUCUAUCAUGAAGAGUCAGCGUAAUGCCCUUCUUAUUGCUGCUGCUCUUCUUUUCUACUGGAUCUUGUAUUCUGUUACUUCUUUGGUUGUCAAGAUCGAGCAGUUGAAUCAGCGUGUUGAGAGGUUGAAGAGAACUGAUUGAUUUAGGAGUGUUUGAUUGCCUAUCUUUGUUUCUCAGAUAAGUGGAAUUUCUGUUUUUUAUUUCUUAUUUUAGACCUUAGUAUUAGCUUCCUGCUUGUCUGACGCACUCUUUGCCUGAUUAAUGGGCAAUUUACUGAGAACUGUAUACAUUGUUGCUCUUAUAUGAUCUUGUUUUGAUUUAAGUAUUAUGUUUAGCCACUAAUAAUGCAUGAUCUUUCUUUUAGUCGUGUUUGGUUUGGCAGAAAACAUUUUUCAUCUAAACUAUUUUAUAAUGGAAAAUGCUAAUCAUGAUCAAUUAUCUUUUGUUUAGUUUGAUGGGAAAUGAAGAUGUUGGGAUGGAAGGGUGUAUGCGAAUUGGUUUCCUUCUAAUUUUUGAGGAAAUUUUUUCCACUUGCGGGCCUAAAUUAUGAUAUUUUUCAAGGACCUAAAUUAUGAUAUUUUUCUAACAAUUAUGUAUUUUUAACACUUAAUAUAUACCAAAUAUAUACCACGUAAUUUAACAUUGGGUCACCUAAUUUUUCGAUGGCCCUCUGCGGUCGAACAUAUUAAACAUGCUCAGACCUCUCGUGUCCACUUGAAAUUUUCAUAUCAGUUCCAUUGUCAAACUAAACAGAAACUGGAGAAAAUAGUUUUCUGGAGAACUUUUUCUUCCAAACCAAACACCCAGGGCCAGUAGUAUUUCACUUUUGCACAUUUUUAGGUACCGAUUAAACUCUGAUAUGGGUUUACCCUUUUAACAGUUUUUGCAUUGCUCUGUGUAACACCCCUGAAUUUCCGACCCUUUAACGAAACCAAAACCGUAAAGGACGGGAGAAAAUUCGGGUCUUACAUAAAAGAAAAGGAAAAGAAUUUAGAUAAACGUUAAAUAUUAACUUUAAAAAGGUGAGUGGAAAUUUUGGCAGCAUGUACCUUAAAACUGUGCGCCUUUGUAGAAAAACAAAAGUUAAUUUAGAAACUAAUAAAGUAAAGGCACUAAUGGCCUAUCAAAGCUAUGUCACGGCGGAAUGAUUCGUCGCCGACUUCUCAAAUCAACAUGCCAAGCAUGGAUCGUGGUUCCAGUGUCGAUGUUUGCGCUUUAAAAAAAGACUUAACUCCUUAAAACCAUACAGAGUUAUAAACUACGCAGCGGAAAUACAAAUAUACUAGGGAGGACGCAAGGCCUCACAACAAAACAUAUACAACCAAAGUUUACAAAAGAUAACAAAAAUUACAAAAUCGAAAGAUAGCGGUAUGACACAGGAUAUGCUUCGCCCUCAUCAUUAUGCAACGCAAUGCAAAAGAAGCUCCAGUACUUGCUACGCUUGUCUAUGAUCCCCCUGCUGCUCGACAUUAGACCAAAGGCCAAUGUGUCAUAGCAGGACAAUCAUAGAAAGUCAUCAACAAACAUACAUAAACACAAAAACGUACACGUCCGUAACUAGCAUAAAAUAUAAUAAGGCCAACUACUAGAUAGCAUUAUAUCAUAAAACAACAUAAGAUGAUUUCAUAAAACGCAAGCACAGAUAGUAACCGUUUAUCGGCCACUUAUACUUCUUAAUUUCAUUACGUGCUUUCCAACCCGAACCAUGUGCUCUUGGGUAGAAUGCAGGUCUUCACGCUCCUCUUUUCAAACAUAAAUUCUUGUAAAACACGCAUAGUUCAACUCGACCAAGGCAUUAACAGAAUACCUAACACAUGACUUUAUAGAGCUUGUCUAUCUUAAGGUAAGUGUGAUCAUAGUCCGUAAUACCCUUGAGGUAACUUAACAUAGACACACUUCUCACUAGCAUAAACUAUUCUAUCAAUAAGUAGAUGUUCUAUCAAUGAGUAAAUAUUCUAUCAAAGAGUAAACGUUCUAUCAACGCGUAAGCUUUCUACCAAAGAAUGAACCUUCUAUCAUUAAAUAACUUUCGAUCAAUGAAUAAACUUUCUUUCCCUAAAUAGUUUUCUAUCAGUGGAUCUUUUCUCUACUUCCUAGCAUAGUGACACGGCCAAGGGCGUUAUCGGCCAUCCGGCGCCCAUGGUAAAGUAUGAGCUCAUGCCCCCUCCAGCUGACCCUCUCGGGUCCUACCUUCGGGAAAAAUUAACACACUGGGGUACUAAACCAGUGAAGAGGCCACCAUAUUGGGGUUUGCAAGCCCCGCAUGGUAUCACCUCGGUCAAGGGGCGGUAUCGGCCAUCCGGCGCCCAGUGACCCAAGCAUGCUCAUACCCCCCUUACGGUGGUCUCGUCGAACCUCACCUAGGGGACUACUAAAACAACUGGACAUAAUCCAGUUGAGUCACACCAGCUAAUCAAAAUCUAGUACCUUAUCAGAUGGGAAUAACUUCCACUCUCAACUAUUAAUGAGCGCCUUGGGAUAGCAGCGCGUCAAAACCCACUGAGUCACUCAAUAGAAUAUGAAAUUCACCUAUAACGGAGUCAUUCUAACUCCAAUUAAGGCAUAAUCUAAUUCUUAAAUAAAUAAGAGGGUGGUUCCCGCUUUCUAUUAACACUCUCAUUCUCUAAACUAUUCUAAGCGCAAGGAUUUCAUAGUCGAUAGCUCUUCAUAUAAAGUGUACUCACUAGUACUUCAUAGUUUCGAUACAAUGCAUACUAUCAAAAUAAACAAUAAUGUCUUAAAGAAAAUUGCAUAUAAGGGUUAUUACUGCGUGUACGUACCACCUGUAAGCGUCACUGACCGAUCAAAAGUCACUAAAUCACCCAACUAAAGCUCUACUUUCCUCUUACGAAAUGACCACCUAUAUAAGUUAUGAGUAGAACUAAUAAGUUCUCUUGACUACUUUGACAUACCAAAUUAAUCGCUAUCACCCAUUCAACAUGAGUAUCCGAUUACUCUAGCACGCACACAAUCAAUACAAGUCAAAAUCAUUGACUCAACACAACAUAAGUCUUUCCAUCAAUUUAAAGUAGAAGUAUGUGUGAAUCGUUUCUUUGCAUUAACUAAUUUUGAGCAUAUCGGCUCGCGUUACCCAAAAAUAACUAAUCACAACUAAAUCUUACAAUUUUAAUAUAAUAUUAAUAUAACGAUAAAGCAAAUGUUAGAGUUAUCAUAUUGGGAUAUCAUUUGUUGCAUUCUCCAAAGCUAUUAAGAACUUUAAUCAAAACAACACGACAAAUAACUUUAGCAACCAUCGACGAUAAGUUGACAUUAUGCUCUUGGCUUACCACUAUCAUGUAUCUAUAACUUCAAUAACAACCUAAUAAGGGUAUUUGUAAUUUACAACAAUCAAACCACAACAAUUAGUAACUAUUAUUCUCAAUUUAAUCAAUCGAAAUCACUUUCAUAGUCAACUAACAUCAUCACCAUUACUAAUUAUUCACAAUAAUAACCAAUCGACCAAAUCUUCAAACAACUUUUAAAGUUAUUUAAUCAAUCAUCACCAAAAUAUAGUAUAACACACACAUCAUUGGUAAUUUCAUCUCUAAAUCCAAGCCCUAAUCGUUUCGUGUUCAAAGAUAACAUUUAAUUACUACCCAUACUAAGAUUCAAAGAAACUAAUACAAAUCGACACACAACCCAUAAUUUCAAUCACACUUCAAACCCUAAGUCAUAAACAUGUUUAAUUCAUCAAUUAAAUUCUUACCUACAAAAAGAUUCAAUGAGAAUAACACAAAAAUCAACACCUCACUCAUAAACUUCAUAAAACUUCAAAUAAAACUAGAAAUUAAUUAGAGAAAAGAGAAGAGAUUGCUCACAAUGGAGAAACUAGAAAAGGGUGAGGGUAUAGGUGGUGUUGUGGUGGUGGUGGAGCACGAAGGUGGACAGCCUGUGGUGUGCCAGACACGGCUGCUGCUGUGGGAACCUCCAAGAAACGCAGCUGCUGCCGCCUGCUGCUUGGUUGAGCCACGGUCGCUGCCAGCUGCUUGGGGUGAGUCACGGCUUCUGCAGGGAAAGGGAAGGUGCUGCCGGCUGCUGUCCUUGGUGGCUGUGGAGGCUCAGCAGUGAGUGAGAGGGAGUGAGAGAAAGAGAGAAGAGAAGGAAGGGAGUGACGGGCUGACGGCGUGAUUCUUGUGAGGGAGGGAGUGAUAUCCCCUUAAAACCCUAACUCAUCCUAUUUAUUAAUUUAUACACUUAUUUAUUUAUUUCUUUACCUAGGUUCAUCUUCUUGCGAGGCCCAACUAAGAACUCACCUUCGUGUGCUCACACAUUUCAAUAAAAUAAUUAUUUUGAUUCGAACCUCUUUAUUUAGAAAUCGUGAUUGUUUUUUUAUUAAUAUAAAUAUAUGUCAAUAUUUAAAUUCGUAUAUGAAAGGAAUUUUUUAAAACUACUUCAAAAUUAAUUUAAUAUAAUUAUAAAAUAACCAAAAGUCAUUAAAAUAUUAAUUAAUGACGUCUGAAAAUCUCGGGGUGUUACACUCUGACUCUAUAAGCUUUAAGUGAUUAUUUGCAUUCGUUAUCUUAGGAAAUGUGACGAUGAAAUCACUGCAAGAUUUGUAUGUGAUGACUGAUGAAAUUGAGGGUAUUAUUUUGUCUCUUGUUGGACAUACUAGAAUUUUCUUCAAGUUUAAAAUGCAAGACCAGGACACUGUAGUCUUGUUAAAAAUCCGAUUAAACACACUGGAUUAGUCAAGAAAUUAAGUGCUUGAUUAAGGAUGACAGGGAGAGUUUCCUGUCAGUGACCAAGGACAACUAGGAAAUUUAACCAUACUUACCAUAGUGAUCAAGGACAGUGGGCUUUAUCUGGCUGUUGAGAUUGUUAUCUUUUUUGUUGUAUUUGAUCCACGAUGCAAUGCUUCUUCUGUGUCAUAAUUGGUUGGGUUGAUGGAGUCAUUAAGGGAGGAAAGUACAUAGUGAGUUACCUAAAAUUUGUUAAACAUCUAGGUAGCUUUGAGAAGGUUAAUAGUGGGUGAUAUCUGUUCUUCUGGUGCUCUCUAAUAAUGAAAGCUAACACAUUUUGAUGAAAACCCCUUGCCUCCUUUGUUUUCCCUAUUUUGUAUUUCUGGAUGACGUGUUUUCCUAAUUAUGUUGCACUUUAGGUUACCCUACCCCGUUCUGGUCUCUUCUGGUUUCUGAGAAAGAAGAUGCACUGUGUGGUACCUUUUGAAUAACUUGGUAUGGGGUAACUUGCUCACAGUUAUGCUACUAGAAUACUUCAAUGCAAUCAAAAGCCUCGGUGACUUGUAAAACUUCUAACAUUAACAACCGCUUUUUUAGUGGAAAACUUCAGCGGUUGAGCCGUGGAAGGUGGAUGGGGUGGAUGUUAAUGGCUCCCAACAAGGCAACAACAACCUACUUUGACCUUGCAAUUAGGCUACAUACCUGGCUAUAUCCAAUAAAAUUCAUAUAAAAGUAGCUUGACUGUUUUCUGAAUAUUGUGGGGCUUGUCAAAUAACCAUGUCUAAUUGCAAUGAUUUUUCAAAUAUCUUGAUUAACUUUCCAUUUAAGGUUAGUAGAGCUCAAUCAUAACCGAGUUAUAAACUCUGUUUUGGCUUUUAACCUAAAAAGUUGCGGGGAAUCAAAAUCUGGAAAUAAAAGAGAAGAUGAAACUUGAAAGUGAGGUAUUGGAUGAAAAUUUGUCUUAUUUUCUUAGAAAUCUUGUUCACCUUUGCAAAAAUAUUAGUUUGUAUUUUUUUUUUAUAGAUGGAAGUAAGUCACUUACUCCCUCUUAGAACCGAAUUGAGGCAAAAAGAAGGCUAGUUUACUUGAGUUUCAAACUCAUCAGAGAAAGCCUAGGUACAUGUAUAGUGUAGAUGUUGAACGUAAAAUAAGUAGUUGUGUAGACGGACAAUCGGACAUAGUUGUGCUGCAACGACCUCCUUUAAGGUACUUUUAUGGAACUCUAUGAAUCCACUGCUUGUGGUUUUUUUUUUUUUUCAUAAGUACUCUAUUGUUUUGUCUUGAAAUCUUGAUUGCUUUUGUGUUUAUGAUAUGCAAUUAAUAGUGGGUGUACAACACCAACUGGCUGCUCUGAUUGAGCAGGCACUCUUAUUAGAUUUGAUGCAGGAUUUGGAAAGUUGUUUCAGUAUUCCUUCAUCUUAUUGGCUGUUCCAUCCCUAGUGGUAAGAGUACGAGUGUAAGACCGACAGUAUUUUAACUUGGAGUGUAAGACCGACAGUAUUUUAACUUGGUGAUUGGUCAAAGGCAUUCUUUUUAACAUGCUUCGGUGAGGCUGUGUGCAGCUUGACUCUUUUUUUUGGAUGUAGGCUAAGUGAUACAGGCAAGUUGCAUUUGACGAACCAAUUUCUACUUCUAUAAAGGGUUUAUGUUUAUCUUUAAUAUUACGGUGCUUCAUUCUUCAAUCACGAACUCUGUGGGAGCUAUGCAAUUUUCUAUUUUCGAUGAUUUACAUUAGUGAUCACCUUUCUUUCUUGGCUUCAAUUAGAGUGUUUGAUUGGAGAAUCCGAGUCUUACAUUAGUUGAAGAGCCUAUCGAGAAAAGGUAAGGUGGUAAUAACAAGUGUUGUAAGCACCUACAGUUAUGGUUUUUAUUGCGGUUGUUAUUGUAUAAACUUGUUUGUACUUUUGUAGUGACAUACUAGUAUUCACCUACAAAAGUCGUAUAGAAGGCCGUUUUUGGUGUUUACUUGCUCUUCUAGCCCUUGAAUGUGUAAUUGAUAGAAUGUAAAAGAUGAGUAUGGACAACCAAAUCACAGCGGAAAAUAGGUAAACCACUCAUAAAUCCAAAGUAGUUGCACUACUAUAAGUUUAUAACCAAUUGGUUGUACAGUAACUCUCUUGAGAGACCGUCUUCUUGAGAGACGGACCUCAAGUCUAGGCCCAAUUCCCUUUUUGAUUUAAUAUAAAGCAAAAAAAAAAUAAAAAACAGCAGCCAAUUCCCUGAUGACUUUCUUCUACCAAAAAAUUUGGUAUUCCAAUGCCAUCAUUGCCAAACACAUUGGAAACUGAGGUAAGGUAAUUAUUGAAACUUUUUAAUUUCUAAUCCAUUAAAACUAAAAGAUCAGAUCGGAAGAUGUAUUCUUCCCUCCAUUUUGAUUUUUCUUUUUGAAACGAUAUGGAUGCCUUUCGAGGAAGAAUUCGAACAGUUCGUGACGCAGGUUAAGGGGAUUCAUUUUCGCCAGACAAUAUAGGUAUGUUUGAAUCUUUCUUUCUUCACUAAUUCAAUAAAUCAGAAGCAAAAAUGUAAUGACCUCAUUCUGAAUGAAGUUUCCGUAGUUCCAUUAAAUAAUGAUCAUAUUCAGUUCGAGCAACGACAAUUAGUCAACAUGAAGGUUAGUAAAUUCAACUUGAUAUCUGUUUCUAGUUUGGAAAUGGAUAACAUAUAUUUUGCUGUAGUUCAUCUCGUCAACAUUAGAAUACGUAAGCUUUUUUGGGAGAAGAAAGUCGUCAGAGAAUUGGCAGUUGUUUUUUUUUUUUUUGGCUUUAUAUUAAAUCAGAAAAGGGAAUUGGGCCUGGACUUGAGAACUGUCUCUAAAAAGACGAUCUCUCAAAAGUGUUACUGAAUUAAUAAACUGAUUAACCAUCAUUUUAAUUUCUUUUUUUGUUUGGAUCAGCCCAUUAAGGCAGUUUUUCCAAGAGACUGUUUUCCAUAAAAGUUUGUGUUGAUUGUAAUAAAAGUUGCUCACGUAGUUUAUAAAGUGUUGUAUAUUUCUAUCUUUUUUCGACGUGAUAUGGGUAACAAAUAUCAAUGAGAUAUGCACAAGUAUCAAGGAGCAUACUAGUUGGAAUAAUAAAAAAUAAAUUUACUGAGAACCAAAAAGUAACAAUUUUCACGGGGGUUAUUAUUUAUCGUCACUUUUUUCAUUUUAUCGCCACUUCUGAUAAAAUUAUGAGUUUGCCCCUAGAUUUUUAAAAAUUACGAAAUUACCACUACACUUAAAAUAUGUUUAAUAAAUGUAAAUCGCACUUAAUAACACUAUUAUCACUUAAUAACAAUAUUAUCGGAACUUUAUAUAUAUUGAAUUUUCAGAGAUGUUCUUGAGUAUAUACGAAUUCAAACAAGGUACUAUCUCUCUAAAAACAAUACGUUAAGUUAAAUAAGCUAGAACUCUACAUCGAACAAUAAUGGCAUACCAAAACGAGUAUGAUAACGAUUCGGUAAGUAAUUAAUCGUUUCGAAAUUUUUAUUAAAAAAAACAAAAAAAAAAUCCAGAAAGGCCAGUCGCACAAAAAGUGCGACUGGUUCAAAUAAUUUUUUUUUAUUUUUUUUAUUUUUUUGAAUUUCGAAUUAUAAAAUUUCUCUCGUGUAA